GAGGGCCGCCGAAGACUACAAGUCAAUUGAGAAACAGGGGCGGAGAUGGCAGGAGUAAUAGGUGCUCUUGCAGAAACAGCUAUUUCCAAUCUGUUGGGUGCUGUCACCAACUUGUUGAAAGAGAAGAGGGAUGUUAUCUUGAACGCCAACGAUGAUCUAAAGAAGUUACAGAGGAAGCUGAAAAUCUUCCAAAAGGCCAUCACAGAUGCAGAUCGCAAGCCCUUUUUAAGCAAAGAGCGUGACAGAGAUCUAGAGGGAGAUCUCAAGGAUGUUGUUUAUGAUGCAGAAGACAUCAUCGAAGAAUAUCAAAGCAAAAUUGAGGUCAGCAAGAAGGUACACAAACGGCCUUGGACCGCUUUGUUCCAUUCCGUUAACGAACAUGUUUCUUUUCCCUGUCAACUUGGCAACGAAAUCAAAGAAAUCAAUGAAAGGCUUGAUGAAAUAAAAAAGGAUUGGGACAUGGAUCUGCUGAAACCAAAACCAAAAGAGAGUAGCCAGGGCCUUAUUGGUGGUGAAGUUGACAACUUCCGAGAGACAACCCAUCACAUAGGUGCACAACCACCCAUAGGCAGGGAGAAUGAUAAAAGGGUGAUAGUUGAAAAACUCUUGUCCAUUGGCUCCGAACAGAGUAGUAUGACAGAGGAGUGUGAUGUUUCUAUUAUCUCUAUUGUAGGAGAAGGUGGGAUCGGCAAGACUACUCUUGCAAAAAUGGUCUUUAGUGAAGUCAAACAACAGUUCGGGGGAUGCAGGUGGUGGGUUUGCGUUUCUGAGAGGCCAAACCGUAAGGAUUUAUUGAGGAAAAUACUGAAGGAAGUGUGCAAGGAAUCUAAAGCAGGACUUGAUACUUCUUUGAAUGACUUGUGCACACAAAUACAGAGUGAGCUCUGGAAUAAAAGAUUUUUGCUGGUCUUAGAUGACGUAUGGGAACUAGAUUGGUGGCAGGGAGAGGUAGAGAGCACUCUUACGAGAGGUGCGAUGGGGAGCAAAAUUUUGAUCACUAGUCGAAAUAUAGAUGUCUCCAAAGGGGUCGGAGCAUUGUAUAUGCAUAGAUUGCCAAUACUGCAAGAAGAUGAGAGUUGGAAUUUAUUCUUGAACAAGGCAUUGAUGUCCAAAAAUGAUUUGGUGAGCCACAAUUUGCAUGAUAUUGCAAAAAAAAUAGUCAAGAAGUGCAGUGGGUUGCCACUUGUGGUCCAAACAGUUGGGUCCUUAAUGCGAACAAAAAGCAUGGAAAAAGCAGAGUGGAAGGUGGUUGCGGAUAGUGUGAUCUGGGAAUGGAAGAUGCCUGCCUCUUCAUCUUCCUCUCAAUAUGGAAGCAUUCUUCCUGGUCUCAUAUUGAGCUACGAUGACUUGCCUCCUUAUUUGGGCAGUUGUUUUGUUUAUUGCAGCAUUUUUCCAAAGGAUCAUGAGAUUGAAAGGGAGGGAUUGAUCAUGCAAUGGGUGGCACAUGGAUUGAUUGAGGAAAAGGAAGGCAUAGGUUUGGAAGUGACAGCAAAUCAAUACAUUGAAGAUUUGAUAAAGCGAUGCUUGAUAGAAACCCAUGAUAGAUUUUAUAGGGGCACUUGUCUCAAGUUGCAUGAUGUUUUGCAUGACCUUGCCUCAUACAUAGGUGGAAAGGAAUAUAGGCAUGCCUCUGAUACUUCGCAAACCCGCCAUCUUUCAUUACUUGGUGUAGAUGAUGCAGAAGCGGCCAUGCAAUAUAAUGCCUCAGGAGCAGCAAAUAAGGUGCGGACAUUAUUGAGUGCAUCCUUGUCUUCGGUGGAAUUCACCAAUUUCAAGUGGUUGAGGGUGUUGUCAUUGAUGCAAUGUCAAAUGGAUGAGCUACCAAACUCCAUUGAAUCCCUUUCACUUCUAAAAUAUCUCGAUCUAAGCCGAUCUGAUAUGAGACGAUUGCCCAGGUCAAUUGGCAAACUCUGUAACUUGCAAACAUUGGAUUUAAGUUAUAGUAAAAUUGAAGAGUUGCCAGAGGAAAUGGGCGAACUGUGCCACUUGAGGUAUCUUGGGCUGGAAGUAACAGUGCAUUUGAAAUUUAUGGCAGAAGGGUUGGGGAAGCUUACCAAUUUAUGGACCUUGCAUAGGUUUCUGGUAUGCGAUGACAAAGGGGACACAAGAGGAUGCAAUAUUGGGGAACUAAAAGACUUGAACAAACUGAAAGGGGAAUUGUUAAUAGAAGGUUUGGGUGGCAGAAGGGUGAAAGUAAUUGAUGCAAAGAAAGCACAGCUUAAGGAGAAGCGUGAGCUAAAUGGUGUGGAAUUAAACUUCAAGGUGGGAAAGGAUGACAAAGUGGAUAGUGCUUCUGAACAGAGGGGUUUGCUGGAAGCUUUGGAACCUCCACAUGGCAUAGAGAGGUUGGGAAUUUGUGAUUAUGAAGGAGAUAGGCCUGCGUGGUAUUUGGACACCAACUAUGAGGAGCUGCGGACACUACGGCUGCGACGUUGUCGAUUGUUGGCAACAGUGGUGGGAAUUAAAUCAUUGGAAAAAUUGGAGGUCAGUUACUGCCCAAAGCUAUAUGAAUUACGGUGCUUGCCUUUGCUAAAGUCAUUGAGUAUGUUCAGCUGCGAUGGGCUCAAUACAAUUGCUGACAUGCCUGCUCUCAAGUCAUUGAAGGUACCUCCAUCUAAUAGGCUGAAGACUCUUGCUAACAUGCCGGCCUUGGAGUCAUUGGAGGUGGAUGAAUGUCGCAGCCUAGAGCAAGUAGCUGAGAUGCCUACACUCAUCUCGUUGGAGGUGGUCAGAUGCAGUAGGCUGAAGACUCUUGCUAAUAUGCCGGCCUUGGAGUCGUCGGAUGUGAGAUAUUGUGGCAGCCUAGAGCAAGUAGCUGAGAUGCCUGCACUCAGGUCACUGAGGGUGGAGGGAUGUAAUAUGCUGAAGACUCUUGCUAAUAUGCCAGCCUUGGAGUCGUCAGAUGUGAGAUAUUGUGGCAGCCUAGAGCAAGUAGCUGAGAUGCCGGCACUCAGGUCACUGAGGGUGUACGGAUGUAAUAUGCUGAAGACUCUUGCUAAUAUGCUGGCCUUGGAGUCAUUGGAAGUGAGAGAUUGUGGCAGCUUAGAGCAAGUGGCUGAGAUGCCUGCACUCAGUUCGUUGGAGGUGGGCAGAUGUAAGAGGCUGAAGACUCUCGCUCACAUGCCUGCCUUACAGUCGCUGCAUGUGAGUCAUUGUGGUAGGCUAGAGCAACUCGCCGACGAUCACAUGCCUGCUCUCAAGUCAUUGGAGGUGACUUAUUGUGGAAGCCUAGAGCAAUUACCUCAUGACAUGCCCGCCCUCAAGUCGUUGGAGGUAAGAUAUUGUUGCUGCCUAGAGCAAGUAGCUGAGAUGCCUGUCCUCAAGUCGUUGAAGAUCGAUGGAUGUGAUGGGCUGAAUGCUCUAGCUCACAUGCCUACCAUGGAGUUGCUGGAUGUGAGAGAUUGUAACAGGCUAGAGCAAGUAGUUGUUGACCACAUGCCAGAUUUAAAAAAGUUGAGGUUGUCUGAUGUAAACACUCCGAAGCAUCUCCCUACUUGCCUUCCUUCACUUGAGAUACUUACAAUGGAGAAUUUGGCCAACUGGGAGGGGUGGCCAGCAGCUGGAUCAGGGGACACAAUAUUUACUUCUAUGCCAUUCCUAAGGGAGGCAUGUUUUGAAAAUUGUCCAAAAAUGCAAACAGAAGGCUUGCUUUAUUGUCUAUUAGAGCUGGCGGGGCAUGAGGGUCAAGCGACUCAACUUCAAGAGCUGGGAGUGUGGGAUUGCCCAAAUGCGCGGUUGGGAUGGAAAUUGCUUCAACACCUUCCUACCCUCAUUGACUUGAAACUAGAUGGGGCAGCUUUGGAAUCAAUAGUAGUGCCAUCGGAGGUAUCAACAAUUCUUCCCUCCCUCAAGAGGCUGAGUUUGAAAGACAACAAUACUGGAGAUCUCAAAUGGGGACAGGUGCCUGACUGGGUGUGGGGUCUCUCCCAACUAGAGAAGUUGACUCUGUAUGGUUUCACAGAGAACAUCAGCUUGGGAGGCCACUGGCAAUGCCUCCCGAAACUGAGAAGGCUAUGGCUUUUUGAAUUCCCCAAUCUCAAGUCUCUGGUCGCCAUCAAUGAUAUUAAUCCCCAACAAAAUGAAACGACAUGUCCCAUGGAUGCAAAGCAACAGAUUGCCUGCCUCUCGGAGCUUCAACACUUACUUAUUUACAGUUGCCCUGCACUUGAUCUGCCACAGGAGUUAAGAGACCGUCUUGGAAAAAGGUUAGAAAGAAGAUGAUUAGUGUUGCUAUA
Molecule: messenger RNA, 4235 nt
Organism: Nymphaea colorata (pocket water lily)
Lineage: Eukaryota; Viridiplantae; Streptophyta; Magnoliopsida; Nymphaeales; Nymphaeaceae
Product: putative disease resistance protein RGA3
Exons: 2
Coding region: 46-4221 (1391 amino acids)
Biological process (GO): defense response to other organism
Molecular function (GO): ADP binding; protein binding
Source: RefSeq, a predicted model, not a curated record